Messenger RNA from Xenopus laevis (African clawed frog), 2477 nucleotides. RefSeq names its product intraflagellar transport 22 S homeolog (gene ift22.S). The record is from RefSeq and is a predicted model, not a curated record. Bases 211 to 765 code for a protein of 184 amino acids. The transcript has 6 exons. NCBI's taxonomy places the organism in Eukaryota, Metazoa, Chordata, Amphibia, Anura, Pipidae. Gene Ontology annotation, cellular component: intraciliary transport particle B; cilium.
UCAGCAGACUGUGCGUAUGGAAUUACACUCAACCAAUCGGAGAGCCGCGGCCAUGGAAACCUCAAGACGCUAGGCCUUAAGUUGUUUCUUCCGCUAAUGCUGCAGCCUCUGGUGUAGUCUCCUAUCCAGCACUCCUGCCCGAGACCGCACUUUCAUCUAACACACGGACCAGACUCCACCUAUACCUUGUCAUAUCAGCAAGCGAAUAACAUGUUUAAGGCGAAAGUGCUCGUUAUUGGGCCCACAGAGAGUGGUAAAACUGUAUUGGCCAAUUUUAUAUCUGAUGCAACAGAAACAAUAGGCGGCGAAUACAACCCCACUCAAGGUGUAAGAAUUCUAGAAUUUGAAUGUCCAAAUGGAAAUAAAGGUUCCUCAUGUGAAGUGGAACUUUGGGACUGUGGGGGAGAUCCAAAGUUUGAGAGUUGUUGGCCAGCGAUCAUGAAAGACUCACAUGGCGUGAUCAUUGUUUUCAAUGCUGACAUUCCUAGUCAUCUCAAAGAGAUCGAUACGUGGCACUCCAACUUUAUCCAGCAGCAGCGAUUGCAGGAAAACCGCUGUCUUCUAGUUGCACAUAAGAAGCCUGGGUCAGGGGACGAAAGAGAACAUCUAAAUUUAUCUCCAGCCCUUGCUAAAUUAACCCGUAUAUAUUCCAAUCUGGAAGAUGACCCUGAGGAUGUAAGAAUGGAGUUAAUGAAAUACCUUCGAGACAUUGUCAGUUCAUUGUCGGAGAGCAGAGACCAGGAGGAAAUGUCCAUUAUAACAUAAAAUAUGUUAAAAAUCUGCAUCCUAAAUAAAUAUUUCUUUUUGUAAUUUUUUUAUUAUCAAAAUCUAGACAAUUGAAGAGGAGGAGAUGAGGAUUGUAUUUUAUGUCAUAUUACGAGGGAUGCACCGAAUCCAGGAUUCGGUUCGGGAUUUGGCCUUUUUCAGCAGGAUUCGGAUUCAGGCAAAUCCUUCUGCCUGGCUGAACCGAAUCAGAAUCCUAAUUUGCAUAUGCAAAUUAGGGAAGGGAAAUUGUGUGGAUUUUUGUCACAAAACAAGGAAGUAAAAAUGCUUUCCCCUUCCCACCACUAAUUUGCAUAUGCAAAUUCGGAUUUGGUUCGGUAUUCGCCCGAAUCUUUCUCAAAAAAAAUCCAAAAUAGUGGAUUCUGUGCAUCCCUACAAAUUACACACUUUUUGUAGAGGAAAAUUACUGGGGUACAUAAAGACUUCUCUAUAUCUAUAAAGAAUAGAUGUUUGCUAUAGAAUGCUUGUGUUAGUUCUUCAGUUGCCCCUAAGAAUUUUGCACCUCUUGAUUGUUUACUGAAAUAAUAGUUGAAUAUAAGAAUGAUAUAUGAACAUUCCAUCUGUCUCUCUGCUUAGUCAGUGUCUGCCUUAUUGUACUAUUUCCUUUUCUCUGUUUUGUAAUAUUCUGUACAUAUGGUCUGCUGUCUGGGCUGGCUUGUAAUCACCACUGUCCAUAUAAACCCUUCAGGUUUGAUUUACCUUUUUAAGAUAUUAAUUGCAAAACACAAACCUUCUAAAGCUGUUACCAUUUAUAGGUUUUAUAUUUGUAUGUGUUAGGGAUGGACCAAAUCCACUUCUUUGGAUUCGGGCGAACCAAUGAAUCCUUUGUGAAAGAUUUGGCCGAAAACCGAACCGAAUCCUAAUUUGCGAAUGCAAAUUGGGGGUGGGAAGGGAAAAACAUUUAUGACUUCCUUGUUUUGUGACAAAAGGUCACGUGAUUUCCCUUGCCCUCCCAUGCAUAUGCAAAUUAUGAUUCAGUUUGGCCUGCCAGAAGGAUUCGGCCGAAUCCGAAAGUGGAUUUAGAACAUUUACCCUAAAUAAAACCAUUUGUGGAUUUCUAGACAUUGAAUACAUGUAAGCAGAGAAUCCACCAGAGAAGACAUUGGUACUUAAGGGGCACUUUGCAAUGUUUUUAUUGAAGAGAUUAUUUUACCUUGUGGUGGAAUAGCACAUCCCAAAGCAUCGUAUUUCCAAAAAUGAAUUGCAAACGGAAGGCACUGAAGCAGAAGUUCCUUAAUUAAUUUUCAGUGCACUCAAUUCUUAUUAAAGGCCACAUUCUUGGAGUGCAGUCAUAAACUCAUGAUUAUAAAAGACAAAUGUCUGAAGCUGGAGCGAAGGGAAUCAUGAAAAGGCAGAAGCACAAAACUAGCUUUCAAUUAUCUUAUAAAAAAUGCCGUUCCAGCAAGUUACAGGUGUAUGGGCCCAGGUGCAAAUAUGCAGCCGUCUGGAGAGAUCAGAGAAGCAGGAUUUCCAAUCUACUGCUCUAAUUCAUCACAUUUCUCAUUAGCUAGGAAGUAUUUGAAAUAUUCCCCCUUUCAGAUCCCCCAAAUUUAUAGUAGUGUUUGUUACAUUUAUGGCUAGAGAUAGCUAUAGCUAUUAUGCUAAAUGGUUCCAAAACUAGGCACAACACAUUAAGGGGGUUAUUUGCCAUAUUUUACCAUAUUUAUUAAUAAAGACACGAUAAAAUCGAAAAA